Molecule: messenger RNA, 1061 nt
Organism: Diuraphis noxia (Russian wheat aphid)
Lineage: Eukaryota; Metazoa; Arthropoda; Insecta; Hemiptera; Aphididae
Product: putative cytochrome P450 6a14
Molecular function (GO): heme binding; iron ion binding; oxidoreductase activity, acting on paired donors, with incorporation or reduction of molecular oxygen
Source: RefSeq, a predicted model, not a curated record
UUGAAUUCAUAGAAACGGAUAUCGUGGCCAAUGCAUUUAUACUAUUCGCUGCUGGUUUUGAAACAGUGUCUACAGCAAUGAGUUUUUGUCUGUAUGAACUCGCAUUGAAAAAACCAAUACAGGACAAAGUUCGAGAAGAAAUGAAUAAGAUGAAGAACAAACACAACGCUGAGAUUGACAAUGAUUUUCUAAAAGAUUUACAUUAUUUGGAAAUGGUAUUGGCUGAAACCUUACGGAAGUAUCCACCACUUAUAACACUAUUUAGAGAAGCUACACAGGAUUAUCAAGUACCCGAUGAUACAUUCGUUAUCGAAAAAGGUACAAAAGUUCUUAUUCCUGCAUACGCUAUUCAUCAUGACUACAGAUAUUAUCCUGAUCCCGAGACGUUUGACCCCGAGCGGUUCUCACCAGAGGAAAAAGCUAAAAGACCAAAUGGAACUUAUAUGCCGUUUGGUGAUGGACCUCGCUUAUGUAUAGGGAAACGAUUUGCUGAAAUGGAAAUGAAAUUGGCGUUAACUGAAAUUUUGACCAAAUAUGAAGUGGAGCCAUGUGAAAAAACAGACAUUCCGAUGAGAUUCAGUUUGAGAUCACUAAUUAUCAUGCCAGAAAAUGGUAUUUGGUUAAAAUUUAAACCAAUACACGCCUCUAAAUAAGCAUAAAUUCAUCGACCUUAUUAACUUAAAAUAUCUACUUAGUAUGACAGUAUGUCUUGAGGAAAACUGCUUUUAGAUUUUUUUAAAUGUGGUGGGUUGAAAAAUAUGAUAUUAUACUAACAAAAAAACAAUACUGUCUUAUUUAAAGAUAUUCAAACAGUUAAUAAGUAGUCAUAUGCUCAAAAUCCUCUAUAAUUUAAGUCUAUGAUCUAUUGCAUACCUAUAACCUAUAUACACCGUAAAACAAAUUACUGCGUAUUACGAAUGCAAGAACUUACAAUGGAUAUUAUUUCAUUUUUAUGUUAUUUACUAUUCGAUUUAUUGAAAUAUAAUGUGUAUCCGAUGUAAAUGGUUGAAUUAAGGAUACCUUAGUUCGUAUAUUCGGGCGAGUAUACCCUUAUGUAUAGU